AUGGUCGCCUUAAUUUCCAAGAAAAGAAAGCUAGUCGCUGACGGUGUCUUCUACGCUGAAUUGAACGAAUUCUUCACUAGAGAAUUAGCUGAAGAAGGUUACUCUGGUGUCGAAGUCCGUGUUACUCCAACCAAGACUGAAGUCAUUAUCAGAGCUACUAGAACUCAAGAUGUUUUGGGUGAAAACGGUAGAAGAAUCAACGAAUUGACUUUGUUAGUUCAAAAGAGAUUCAAGUACACUCCAGGUACCAUUGUUUUGUACGCUGAAAGAGUUCAAGACCGUGGUUUGUCUGCUAUUGCUCAAGCUGAAUCCAUGAAAUUCAAAUUGUUGAAUGGUUUGGCUAUCAGAAGAGCUGCCUACGGUGUUGUCAGAUACGUUAUGGAAUCUGGUGCUAAGGGUUGUGAAGUCGUUGUUUCUGGUAAGUUAAGAGCUGCUAGAGCUAAGGCUAUGAAGUUCGCUGACGGUUUCUUGAUUCACUCUGGUCAACCAGUCAAAGAUUUCAUUGACACUGCUACUAGACACGUUUUGAUGAGACAAGGUGUUUUAGGUAUUAAGGUUAAGAUUAUGAGAGAUCCAGCUACUGCCAAGACUGGUCCAAGAGCUUUACCAGAUGCUGUUACCAUUGUUGAACCAAAGGAUGAAGAACCAAUCUUGGCUCCAUCUGUCAAGGAUUACAGACCAGCUGUUGAAGAAACUGAAGAAGCUGAAACUGCUGAACCAGUUGAAGCUUAA
Messenger RNA from Naumovozyma dairenensis CBS 421, 732 nucleotides. RefSeq names its product 40S ribosomal protein uS3 (gene RPS3). Gene Ontology annotation, cellular component: cytosolic small ribosomal subunit; nucleus. Lineage: Eukaryota; Fungi; Ascomycota; Saccharomycetes; Saccharomycetales; Saccharomycetaceae. The coding region runs from base 1 to 732 and encodes 243 amino acids. Gene Ontology annotation, biological process: translation. The record is from RefSeq and is a predicted model, not a curated record. Gene Ontology annotation, molecular function: structural constituent of ribosome; RNA binding. The transcript has a single exon.